Messenger RNA from Plectropomus leopardus (leopard coralgrouper), 2188 nucleotides. Its product is annotated as proton channel OTOP3-like. Gene Ontology annotation, cellular component: membrane. Lineage: Eukaryota; Metazoa; Chordata; Actinopteri; Perciformes; Serranidae. Gene Ontology annotation, biological process: proton transmembrane transport. The record is from RefSeq and is a predicted model, not a curated record. Gene Ontology annotation, molecular function: proton channel activity.
AUGAAUCUGGAUCAUGACCCCGAUUCCUCCCGGGGAAAACCUGGAAGUAAUGAAGCAGCUCAGACCUCAGACAAUCAGAUCCAGUCCUCGGAGGACCCGGUGCUGGUUUGGGUUCCCAGUGGGAGGCGUCUGAUCUCGGGUUUGCUGGGUCUGAACGUGGUGCUGCUGGGAGCGGCGCUGGUGGCCGGACAGGCCUUUAACCCGGACGAGCUGAAGCACCAGGAGCCGCAGGUGUUCCUGCUGCUGCUGAUGGGGGUCAGUCUGGUCUGGAUGCUGUGGUACCUGCUGUGGGCCCGCAAUCAGCCCGGCAUCUGCCCACAUAAAGACCACCACGCCGGGGGGAUCACAGUCACCGCGGUCCUCAUGCUUUUUGCAGCCUUCAGUCUGCUGCUGUUUGUCUUCAGGGCCGGUUAUUUGAUCAGCAUGAGGGAGUGUAAACCUGCUGCCACGGUGCUCUCUCCGUUCUUUGAGGCGUCUUUUCUCACGCUGCAGACGUAUUUACUGUGGGCUCACUCCAAAGACUGCAUCCACAGACACAAGAUAAUCACCAGGUCGGGACUGAUGGUGAUCCUGUCGGCCGACGUGCUGCUGUGGCUGAACGCGGUGACGGAGGACACCAUCCACGAGGAGAUCGAGUUAGAAAAAGAAGACGGACUGGAUUUCAGCAACAAGAGCUCAUCUGAAGCAGACGGUUCUGGUUUAUCAGGAAUCGCCAAUUCGACGUUCUGUCAGUGCAGUGCGAGUGCAGCCUGCCUCACCUUCAGAAAAGGCUUCGAAAUCCUUUUCCCCUUCAACAUGGAGUACUACCUGAUGGCGGGCUGCUUGAUCUACGUGAUGUGGAAGAACGUGGGCCGCAGGAUGAGCCCGGGUCACCACCACGUCGCUCAGAAGCUGACUCUUCACGUCGUCUAUCAAGGCGGGGUCAUAUACGGCCUCGUGUUUGGCACCCUGGUGCUCGUCGCUGGAGUGGCCGUCUUCAUUCUCUACCAGGUUUGGGUGGGUCAGCGGCAGCUCCGCCUCACCGCCUUCCACAUAUUUUACGGCUACCAUUUAGCCGUCAUGCCCGUCAUGUCGAUGUGCUCCCUGGCCGGGAUGCUGGUCCACCGGCUGGAGAGGAGGGCGAACGAAGAGGGGCACAACCCGACUCGGAGCCUGGAUGUGAUGCUCCUGGUCGCGGCCGCUCUGGGCCAGCUCGCCCUCUCCUACUUCUCCCUGGUGGCGGCUCUGGCCGUGGGGACCCGCGGCCCUCUGGGGGACCUCGACCUGUCGUACUCCCUCCUCAGCCUGCUGGAGCUCAUCCUCCAGAACAUCUUCAUCAUCGAAGGCCUCCACAGGCACCCGAACCUCCUCGCCAAGAAGAAAGCGAGGCAGCGGAGCAGCAUUUUCAAGAAAAAGGUUAACGUGCCAAUACAAGAGGAGAGGAAGACCGAUAUUUCACUGCUGGAUGGGAACACAUCAGCCGCCGUCCAACAGCAUGACGGGAAAAGACCCUGGACGAAAAGAGCAAUACAAGAAAUCUGUGCUUUCCUCAUCCUCGCUAACAUUAUGCUGUGGGUCAUUCCUGCGUUUGGCGUCCACCCGCAGUUUGAGAACGGCCUCGGGAAACAGUUUUUCGGCUUCUCCGCCUGGUUCGUUCUGGUGAACUUGGGUCAGCCGCUCUGUGUUUUCUACAGGAUGCACUCAGUGGGAGCUUUAAUGGAGCUGCUCAUCUCCGCGUGACGAGCAGCGGCCGCCUAACACGACUGUUACUGGAGAAGAUAUGAAAAUGUUUGGCUGAAAAACAACAUGAUAUCUAUUUUAAAAUGAUUUGGUUUAUACAUUAUGUGGCCAAAAGUGUGUGGACAUGCCUCUAUAUGUUUGGUCUGCAGAUGUUUUGCGUAGUUUCUUUUAGCUCCAAGUGCAUUUUAAUGGUGCAGCAGACAAUAAUGUUUGUUUGAAGUACACCAGUGUGUCAACACUUUGUGUUUGUCCCUCUCCUGUUUCAACAUGACAGCGCCUUCGUGCACAAAGCCGGCUCCAUAAAAGACGUUGUUUUGACUGGAACUUCGAGUGAAAAAAUCCGUCAUGAUUAUGUCAAAUUUAAUGACCUUUUGGCAUUGUUGUAUGUGAAACACAGUUAACUAAUGCUUUGACACAUUUAGACAUUCUUCAUUUUGGUCCCAACACUGAAAGUUGCUAGAAGAAUGAA